This is a messenger RNA of Colletotrichum destructivum, 2074 nucleotides long. Its product is annotated as Putative DDH domain, DHHA2 domain, DHHA2 domain superfamily, DHH phosphoesterase superfamily. The transcript is spliced from 2 exons. Gene Ontology annotation, molecular function: exopolyphosphatase activity. NCBI's taxonomy places the organism in Eukaryota, Fungi, Ascomycota, Sordariomycetes, Glomerellales, Glomerellaceae. The record is from RefSeq and is a predicted model, not a curated record. The coding region runs from base 167 to 1387 and encodes 406 amino acids. Gene Ontology annotation, cellular component: cytoplasm.
UCCGACGUCAUCCCACCAAACACCUUCAGAUUCCAUCUAACCCCCGGCGCGCUUCGAUACUGAGAUACAGCAAUCCCGGCGGCAACCCGCAUGUGCCUAAUGUCCUUGUCCAUGCAUUGUUAACCUACCAAAGCCCUUCCCCCAAGAUAUCCGCUCAAAACUCCCGAUGCCCCCCAGGGUCUCCCUCGGCGCCUUUCUCGCCAACGCGAGAUCGGCCCUGACCGCGCCCGCCGCCCAACGAGCAAGCCCCUUGACCCUCGUCAUGGGCAACGAGUCCGCAGACCUCGAUUCACUCUGCUCCGCCGUCGUUUACGCCUACCUGCGCACCCACGCCCCGCCGCAUACGCUGCACAUCCCCAUCUCGAACCUCCCCCGCGAUGACCUCAAGCUGCGGCCCGAGAUGACCGCCGCCCUGGCCCACGCCCGGCUGCGGCCGAGCGACCUCCUCACCCUCGACGAGCUCCCCGCCGACCUCGCCGCCGAGGACACACGGUGGGUGCUCGUCGACCACAACGCCCUCACCGGCGACCUCGCGACCAAGUACGCUGGCAGCGUCGUCGGCUGCGUCGACCACCACGCCGAAGAGGACAAGGUCCCUCAGGACACAGGAGACGAGCCGCGCGUUGUGGAGAAGUGUGGCAGCUGCUCGAGCCUGGUCGUGGAGUACUGCCGCCCGGCCUGGGAGGAAGCCCUCGCCCGCCGGCCCGGGGACGGCGGGGAAGACGCGGACACGGACGCGGACGUGGAUGAGCACCUGGCCCGCCUCUCGCUGGCAGCCAUCCUCAUCGACACGACGAACCUCAAGUCCGCGGACAAGACCACCGACAGGGACGUCGCCGCCGUCUCGUUCCUCGAAGGGCUUACCCCAGCGCCGCCCUAUGCGCGAGACUCCCUGUUCGACGAGAUAUCCGCCGUUAAGGAGGACAUAUCCUUGCUCGGCUUCCGCGACGUGUUCCGCAAGGACUACAAGCAGUGGGAGGACCGCCGCCAGGUCAUGGGCAUCUCGGCCGUCGUGCGAAACCUCGAGUACCUCCUCCUCGACAAGGCCGGCGGCGACCAGGGCGCGCUGCUGGACGCGUUCAGGGGGUGGGCCGGGGAGAAGGGGCUAGACAUCGGGGUCGUCAUGACCACGGCGAACACCAACGGCCGCUUCGAGAGGGACCUGCUUCUGUGGGCGUUUAACGAGGGCGCCGUCGAGUCGUGCAAGGCCUUCUACGAGGGGUACAAGGAGGAGCUGGGCCUGGAAACGUGGGGCGGCGGCCGGUUGGACGAGGCGGCCGGGGGAGAGUGGAGGAUGGCCUGGAGACAGAGAAACCUGUCCUCCUCGCGCAAGCAGGUCGCGCCCAUGCUGCGCGAGGCCAUCAAGGGCUGCGGCACGCGGCUGUGAGCGCUGUCGAGAACGCAAACAUCCAGAAGGACCUACCUGCCUGUCCAUCUUCCACUUAGGCCAAGCUUGGGACUCCAGAUACCGCUUGACGGCGUUUGGACGCAGGUCAUCCAAGGAUCCAUGAAUAAAAGAUUGCACAACUGGGAAAAGUCUGCUUCAGAUGAUGGGAUGCAAAAUGAAAUCUCUUGCUUUGGUUUUUUGUUUGUCCUUCCACCAGUCUCUCCGGACGAUGGAAGAAUACACUAUGAUACACGUGUUUAUGCUUGUUUGUUUGUUUGUUUGUUUGUGUGGUGAGGUGGGAGGAGAAAUCCCGCCCGCCGCCCAUGUCAGGUCCAGUUCCCCCCAAUUUUCUACUUUUUCAAACAUCUAUAUUCAUACACAGGACAUCGUCUUGGAAACAGAUAGUGUGAAAGAGAGAAGCAGCCUCGUGUAGAAUCGUGUCCCCCAGGCGUGACCAAACAUCUGCUCUUUUUUAUUUUUCAAAGACACCGCCCCCGGAGUCAUCAGAAACGCCUUUUUUUUCUCCCUCUUGACAGUGAGAAAAACAAAUAAAAAGGACAAACGCCGUCGCAAUAUGCAAUCCAGGAAUUAUCUGUGCAAUGUAGCCCCUGCUCGCCAACUCCCCUCUCUCCCUGCUUUUUUAUCUCCACAGGCCUUUUUGCUAUGUUUUGUUGCGGUUUUUCUCCU